AUGUCAAAACCCAAGAAUGUUGAUGGUCAGCGUUCAAAUUCUGGAAAUUAUCCAGAUGAUUGUUUUCUUCGUUUGGUCACUAUGAUCAUAGGGACCUCAGCAAAAACUAACGUCGAAGCAGGUAGUUAUACAGUUUAUUUUAAUAAAGCUAUUGUUAUUUUCGAUUUAUUUAUUUAUUUUUAAAUCCAAGAAAUUGGUAAAUAAGUUACAUUAAUUAAAUAUUUUCUUAAUUUAUUAUAUUCUAAAUAAAACAAAAACCGGUGUUUUUGCCUACGACUGAAUAUCAUUUAAAAUCAGAUAAAAUGUAUUAUUCAGUUUAUUAAUUAGGUACUCGUGGAAAACAAAUAUUAAUUUUACUAUGAUAGAUAAAAUAAGGAUUUUUGCUGCCUGUAUUUUUUAUUCUUUAAAAAUAAUUCUAUUAGUCUCAGGUGGUGCGGUUGAAGGAUUACCAGCAUUGCCAGCAGGCGUAAGGCAACGAAGUACGGCCGAUUUGUAUUUUGUUCCCGAAUUAAUGAAUUUGGUUGGACUUUCUUAUGCUAUGAGGUAAUUAAGAUUUUAUUUUAAAGACGUGUUUAUCCUUGUAUCUUAAUUAAAAGCUGAACGUUAUAUUAUUAUAAUAUUAGAAUAGCUUGGUUGUUAUACAAAUUAAACCAAGUAUAAUGUAUAAUUUUUUAAAAUGUUUUUAUAAUAAUUGUUAUUUCCCUUGUAAGUCAGUUUAUAGACGAAACAUUCGCUUUAUAAUGUUAAUUUGAAAAUAAUAAAAAUUGCUUAUAAUAGAGUUCAAAUUAUAUUACCUAUGUGAUUGAUUUAAUUUUAAAACAAAUUUGAACUUUAAACAUUAAUAAUUUCAUCAAAUAUUCAUUUUUAAAUAGUAUUUCACAUGAAAUAUAAAGUUCAUUAAUUAUUUUUUACAUUUCAUAAACAACUUCAAUUUAUAAUUAAACUGUUAUUUUAAAUCAUCUUGAUAAUAGGUAAUUUAGUAUUCAAAUCUAGUGUCUAACAAUUUAAAAAAGUCAAGUUCAAAAUUUACAGAUCACAGAUCAAGCUAAAAGUGUUGAAAGAACUUCUUUUACAAUCUGAGGUAUAAUAAAAUAUUUUUUAUUUUAAUAAAUUAUUAAUAAAAUAUGUUGUACUAUUAUUAGUGUCUUGAAAAAAUGAUACAUAUGCAAAUACAAUUACUUGGUACAACAAAUUCAGGUCAUGUUGUACUUCCUUAUAUUUUCGGGUACAUAUUACCACCAGUAACUUUACGUUUUCGACGUGGUGAGUGUGACGGAGGAUCGCAGGCGAACUGGAAUGGCAAAAUUGAACGUUAUCAUAUGUUUUCUUGUGUUUCGAUAAAAUGUUGGGUUGUGUUAACUACGAACAAACACUUAGAAAUAACAAAGGUAUUCGUUGUGGAUUUUAUGGAAACAGCGCAUGCAAUCGGAUUGCAUCUACCUGCAGUGCCGAAUAUGUUAGUGCUUACUUAAUUCUGAAAACUAAUUUUAUUAUUUAAUAUAGUACCUACAAACAAAAUUACUCACUAUUCGAAUUUUUAUUUUCAUUUAGAAUACCGAUCGAUGGUAAAAAUGCAUAUUCAUAUCUACACGCUUUGGAUAAAAUAGUUAAUGAAAUCGAUCCACCAAUUAUAAUAGUUAUAAUGGAAAAGUUCGAUUUCGAUGUUUACGCAUCAAUAAAAAGGAAAUUAUGCAUUGAUCUGGGAGGUAAUAAUUAUUAACAAACAUGAUUAUUAGUUAUAAAUCCAUACAAAUAAAGCAUUAUAUUUUUUUUUUUUCGUAUAUUUUUAACGUACACUUUUAUGGUUUAUCGAAAUUUACUGUAAAUUGAUUCAUUUCAUAGGGUUACUCUGAUUACACUUUAUAAGUGUUUAAGAACAGUACAAAUAAGAAUAAAAUUAUAAUAUAUUGCUCUAUACAUAGGCUUCAAUAUCUGUUGCGAGUUCAUUAAAUAUCAGAGCUGUUAAAACACAUUGUGUUUCUCAUACAAAUUGUGUUAAAUGGUUAUAGAUUUUUAGUGGAGCAAGGAAUGCAUUGGCUUUACUAUGACUUUUUUUUUUUAAUAUUCUAAGCGUAGUGAAGACUGUAUUGAUUUAAUUAUAGUGUAUGAUUUUAAUGAAUAAAAUCUGACUGGGAUGGUACUAUAAGAGGUCAUUUUUUGAUUUCCUGGGAAAUUUUCCCAAUAAAUGGGGGAAAAUAUAGGAAAAACGGCGAAGUAGGUAAAAUAACAAAUAUAUAAUGGCUAUUUAAUUAUUUUACCUUAAUAUGACUUAUAUAUAUUGUUGACAAAGCAUCACUAUCAAUUAAACUCCUCUCAGAAUCGUUUUUCAUUAGCAAUGGUUAAUCGUUGCGUAUAUAUAUACAUUAUUUUUCCCUUUUACCUUUUCAACUUUUCACCUAUAAUAAUGACUGUACCUAUUCUAGGAUAGCUUUUUUUAAAUUACUUGCAUGUUUUAACCAUAUUUUAUAUCUAGUGUUUUAUAUAGCUAUCAAACGUUCAAUUGAUUUUUGUACUAUUUUCAGUUGUUUCUAAAAUGGUUUCAUUAAAAACUUUAAAAACUGAAAAAGCUUCUCCACUUGUCAAACUCGCUGUUCAAUUAAAUACUAAACUCGGAGGAAUGCCUUGGAUGGUGCAAAUUCCUACAAAGGUAUUGUUGAUCGUAACCAAUCCAAUAUAAAAUAUAUUUUGAUAUCUAAUACUUUUUAUGUACAGAUUAAAUAGUUAAAUGAAAUAUUUUUCAGGGAAUAAUUAUUGUUUGUAUAAGUACAUACCGUGAAACUAGUGAUAACAAUACAGCAUAUGGGACUUUAAUAGCUUCACUUGAUGACACAUACACAAGAUACUAUAACUUUAUUGAAUCGUAUGACAAUGUGAAUAACAUGACAAAUUGUUUUGCAGACAAUUUAAUCAGUAAGUAUCAUAUAUUUAAUCAGUUUGUUCUCUAAAGAUAAGGGUUCUAUUCGAUGUAGCAAGCAAAAGUAAAUUGAAUUAAUUCUUUAUUAAGAAUACUUACAUUUCUAGAUUAAUUGUAUUCAUAAAAUAAUAUAUUCGGAUUUUUUAUUAAGCAGUUUACAUAGUGGAUUUAUUUCAAAAAUGAAUUAGGUUUCCAUGUCCUAUAAUCUAUGUAAGUUUAUUCAUUUCAUUUAGGUUACUGUUAUUCAUAUAUCAUUAUCAUUGUUCAUGAAUUUUAAUCAAAAUUUGAUUAAUCUAUUUCUAAUAACUGAAUUGAUGUUAUAUAUUUGUAAUACAAUAAUGCACUAAUAAGUUUUUUUUAUAACUCACCCAUACCAGUAAAUCUUUAAUUCCGAUUAUUAUUAACUGCAGUAGGUACAUUAAACCACAGCAUAGGAGUGCGUAGGCCACUUUUUCAGGGUAUGCAGAAGGCUGACACUAACGCCUCUGAAUGUUAUAUUAAGCUCAUAAAACUCUGAUAAAAAAUAUAUACACAAAUAUUAAAGUGCCUUACAAACUGUUUAAUUGAAAAUAUAAUUUUUACUUAAAAUUCAAAUUGAAUUACAACAUAAAACGUACAUAUUUUCCAAAUAUUUGAUUUAACUCAUAAUAUUGUUUUUGAGGACAUCGGGGACGUAGCUCCUUAUUCUCCCUCUUAAUCCGGGCCUAGAGUUCAGGGUAUGCAGAAGCAAACUCUGCAUAUCCCCUGCGCACGGCUAUGAACCACAGAGUAUAUAUCAAAUUCACCGUUUAGAAAUCGUAUACAUGGACUUGGUGAACAGACCUGUAUAAAUUAUAAUCUUGUUUUAGUAGAAUAAAAAGCGAAAAGUAAAAGUAAAAUACAGUGGUAGGUAGAAUAGUAAUGUGGUGGUGGGAAUGAGAAGUAAACAUAUAAUAUAUACCUAUAUAUAUUAUGAGAUGAUAUUGUUUGUGCGUAAGACGUAUAACACGAAUACGCAGCGGUUUAUCUGUCAAUGAAUAUGUGUGUAAAUCGUUCUAUGUGUAUGUGUGUGUUUUUACGAUCAUCGUUGUGAUACAUAGGUACAUAUAAUAAUAUAAAGGAGUAUUAUAUUUAAUAUUAUAGGCAGCUACAUACCGCACGAGAUUAUUUUUUCUAAUUCUUUUAUUUGCGUCUACCUAAUUUUUUUCUACUUAAUAUUCUAAUACGAGAAUAUGGAAAUAAUCACUUACCUCGAUAUACUGCUUAAAGUUCGCAAGAAGUUUGUUGAUCAAAAUAUAAGGAGCAAGUAUAAGUAUGCAUAGGUUUCGAUAAAUCGUUACAAUAAACUCAAGUAGAUUUUUCUAAUUGGUUUACCAAUAAAUAUUUAUAUGGCUAUACUCAGAUGUCGGGUCACUAAUAAGUGACGACUUGUGGGGGUGACGACCAUCGACCUCGGUAUGUUAGAGCUAUGCUCAAAUCACUCAGGCGUAAUAUAUUGUGUGAGUGUUUGUAAUGGGUUAUUAUAACAUAGCUCAUAGGUAUAAGGUACAAUAUAACAUAGGUAUAAGGAAAAAGUCAUGCACUCCAAGUCCUACAAAAAUUACGUUUCAAAAUAUAAAUAAAAGUACAAAUUAAUUCCCUAAUAUGAUAUUUAAAUAAACGAAUACAUAAUAUAUUAAAUAUAAAAUUAUAACCUUUCUUUCGGACAUUUCUGAAAAAAUACUGUAACAUCAAUUUUUGAUAAUAUUUUAUAAAUUUAUUUAAAUAUCUACUUAUAUGUAGUUUAUUUUGUUUUUAAAUUUGGAUCGUAGUGAGAAGUGUAUUGGUUUUACAAUGAUGGUAAUUUUUUUAAUUUUUUUAAAUUUAUAAACAACUUUUUUAUCAGAAAUCUGAAGUAUCAAAUGUAGCUUAUAUUUUGAAUGGUAAUUUUAUCUAGUUGGUGCGUUGAGGAGGUCACUUUUUGAUUUUCAAAUCGGGUUUCAUAAUAAUUGGGAAAAACCGGAAAACGGGAAAAUGUACGUACAUCUAUGAAAGAAACUUCACUCCAAAUUAUUUUUUGUUAACAAUAGUUUAUCGUUGUGUACAGAAAUAAAUUGAAUUCCGUUUUAUAUACUACCUUCCUAACUUCUAACUAACAACAGUGGCCCACCUAAUAAGUAAAAAAUAUGUCAAUUUUUUUUUUCAGUUGCUGCAUUAAGAUAUAAAAAACAAAACGGAACACUUCCUGCUAGCUUUCUUAUAUACCGAGCUGGUCUGAAGGACGGACAAAUACCUAAUACGUAUAUUUUGGAAUUAAAAACGAUAAAGGUUUUUAAUAGCCAAUACCUAUAUACACCGUACUGAUUACUAUUUUGAAGGAAUUUUAAUAAUUGUUUUGUACCUAUAGGCUAGGUUGACAGACUUUUACGAUGGGAAAGAACCCCCGAUGGCAUUUGUUUUGGUCCAAAGACGUCCCAAUUCAAAAUUGUUCACUUAUUGUUCUGAAAAUGAAGUAAUAGAUAAUGUAUUGCCCGGAACUGUCGUUGAUUUUAAUAACGAUAUAGAUACCACAACGUAAGUAUCAAAUAUUUUUUUAGAAUUAGUUUGAAUUGCGUUGUUAAAAUAUGAUUUCUGAUUAACUAAUAUAGAAUAGCGUGUUGAAAUAUCAUACUAUAUGUCUAUCAAUAUGUUUAUUUUCUGUGGUAAUAUUAUAUAUUUUGUAAUAAAAUGUCACAUUAUCGGUUCGCACUAUUUCUGAAAAAAAAUUUGAUAUGAUUAAUAUUUAAUUAAUCAUAAUUAUGUGCCUUAAGAAUGUAAAUGUGCAUUCAUUUUAAAAUAUUUUAAAAUCAAAUGUUCACUUACAAUAGGUAAGGAAAAAAACAUGAGUGUGUUAUAUUUUGUUUUUUAAUAUCUGAUUUGUGUUGUCAAUACAUUACAGUUACUAUAUAAUCAAUAUUUAAUAAUAAAAUAUCAGAAAAUUGUAUGAAUUGAAAAUGUUUAAUUUAACAAUAUCAAUAAUCUGUAAUUUUAGAUAUGAUUUUCUGAUGGUAUCCCGAAAUGCGACACUCGGUAUCGAAAUGCCUACUUAUUACGUUGUCAUCCAAGAUACUUUGAAAAAUUGGUCACGCGAUAAAAUGAUAAGUCUCACGUAUAAAUUGACGCACAUGUACUUCAACAGGCUUGUAAGAAAUUUAUUUGAUAUUUAAUAACAAAACACUUUAUAAACUUUGUAAAAUAUAAAUAUUUGUCCUCAGUGCUCUUGUUCAACUCCUGCUCCAUGUGAACUGGCGAACAAAUUAGGUUGGUUCACUAGUGAAACACUUAAGGGUAUUCGACAUCCAAAAUUAGAUGAGUCAUUAUUUUAUUUGUAA
Molecule: messenger RNA, 6243 nt
Organism: Cinara cedri
Lineage: Eukaryota; Metazoa; Arthropoda; Insecta; Hemiptera; Aphididae
Source: the annotation of a GenBank genome assembly